CGUGCCAACAGCCUUCAAUGCACACUUUCCACCCCAUUACAUCCACCACUCCACGUCACACCGCGACACUUCCUGCCUUAUAACAGUUUAAGGAUACCUCGUGUGGUACAAGUCCUACAAGAUCCUUCCGUCCCCUCAGAGACAUGGUUCAGGGUACUACGGUGUGUGGGACCUUCGUCACUCGGAGGACUUUGGGCUUCAUGACUGGAAUCCUGGUGUGUCUGCUCAUCUUUGGCUGCAUCAGUAUCGGGAUCGGGGCGGGCAUGACGUGUCUUGGUAUAUACGAUUACAGCUAUCACUCCUGCGUCUCCACACACAACACCCUCAUCAUCAACGGCGGCGUGCUGGUGGGAUUCUCAGUGCUCGGCCUGAUAUUUGCCGGAGUGCUGCAAUGCCAGCUAAAGGACCAGCCCAUCCUGCCGCAGACCAUGAAUGUUCCGCACAUCCUCGCCAUGCCCGGAAAUACGGCGAUCGUCACGAACUAGUCAUGACAGCUGCAAAGCCCGCCCAAUCAAAGCUAACCUCAGCAAUCCCUGGUGCUGCGUGCAUUGCAUAAAUAUUUCCAGCGUGUUCAUUGUUACUGUGUGUGUGUGUGUGUGUGUGUGUGUGUGUGUGUGUGUGUGUGUGUGUGUGUGUGUGUGUGUGUGUGUGUGUGUGUGUGUGUGUGUGUGUGUGUGUGUGUGUGUGUGUGUGUGUGUGUGUGUGUGUGUGUGUGUGUGUGUGUGUGUGUGUGUGUGUGUGUGUGUGUGUGUGUGUGUGUGUGUGUGUGUGUGUGUGUGGUGUGUGUGUGUGUGUAUGGGAAUUUUUAUCUUAACAUGGAAAUAGCUUUUUGAGGGAAAACUGUAACAAACUAGGGCAUAUCAGGUCAUGUCAAUAAAUGAUAAAUCAGUAGUAGAGGUAGUAGAGGUAGCAGAGGUAGCAGAGUAGCGGAGAGAGAUCAGAGAUAUGAGAGGCUUGGCCUGAGGAUGGAUGGCCUGGGGCGAUAAGGAGGGCAUCACGUGAAGAAAGUGGAGCUUAUAAGUUGUAAUGCAGUUUUGAAAUCAAUUAUCUCAAGAUUAGUUGGCGGGAGAAAUAAUAUCAGAAUGUACGUUAAUUAUUUUGAUCCAUGCACAUGUUUAUGUUUUGUAAUGGAUGUGUUGUGUUGUGUUGUGUGUGCUUUUCUUACUGAAUUAUAAUUGUAUUAAUGUGACGCUAUUAUGUGUUUUCCUGACCGAAUAUUCAUUGUGUGAAAAGCAGAGACGCGACAUCAUGCGUGCUUCUUUACUGAGUGGUAACUGCGUAAAUCGUCGUAGCGCAGACACUGUGCAUGUUUUCCUGUACGAGGAUCAAAGAAUUUAUUGAUAAUUGAUACCACGCCGUGUGUAUUUUGUGUAAGAAGAUUACAGUUAUUCUUGAAUAUUGAUUGAAGAUGAGGAUCUUGUAAUUAUUAUCACUGGCAAGGAAAAGUAUGAUUGUAUAAAGCCAGUUAUUUUGCUGGCGACGUACUGGAUAUGCUCUCUGUAUUAAUAGUAUUCAUUAAAUUAAAAGAACUUACUUGAGAAUUGAUAUCCAGUAGGUAGAGGAACUGUGCAGCAUCCCGGUCACGACAACACACACACACACACACACACACACACACACACACACACACACACACACAUGAACGUCUGUCACCUUGAGCAGGUAAUGCCACCAAGACACAAUGCUUCACUUGAGUCGCCGUACACAGUUUUGCAGGACAGAAGACAAACCUGCAGCCAUUAAUUGCAGCCACUCAUUAAACCACUCCGUCCAUCACUCCUGCUCGAGGUGGUCUGAGUGUUCCAUGUGCCAUUUUCUUUAACCAUGUACAAUUUAGAGCAUAUGAUAAUAAAGCUUACGUUGGCAAA
Scylla paramamosain (green mud crab) is the source of this 1868-nucleotide messenger RNA. RefSeq lists its product as uncharacterized. The record is from RefSeq and is a predicted model, not a curated record. The transcript has 3 exons. Lineage: Eukaryota; Metazoa; Arthropoda; Malacostraca; Decapoda; Portunidae. The coding region runs from base 144 to 485 and encodes 113 amino acids.